Messenger RNA from Dibothriocephalus latus, 285 nucleotides. The record is from the annotation of a GenBank genome assembly. NCBI's taxonomy places the organism in Eukaryota, Metazoa, Platyhelminthes, Cestoda, Diphyllobothriidea, Diphyllobothriidae.
AACGCCACUUAUACGCUUGAGAAAACAGAUUACUACAGAGGGAAAGAAAAUGAGGACAGCAAAUUGGCAAAUACACCAGAGCUGUCUGCAACCAGAGAUUCCGAUGAACAGCCCGUAGUUCGGGGUAUGGAUACAGAUGACACAGCCAGUGAGGAUGGACAGCAACGUGAGUUUCCCGAGACAGACGGUUAUCCAGUUGCAACUGCCGAAGUUUCGGCCAAUGAUGAGCUGAAGGAGGCGUACGACGGAAUAAGUGAGCUUAAUCAUUGCAAGUCUAAUUUCUAA